GCAAUAUGUAUUAAUAUUAAGUAUAUCUUACUCUUUCCCCCAGUGCAAUAUGUUUAGAAUUAAGUAUAUCUUACUCUUUUCUUUGUUACAAAUUAGUAUUAAGUUUUAUGCAAUGGUACAGUAUGAGAAGCGUGCUGUCUCACUUUAAAGAAAAGAACAGAGAGGUUCAAAUAAAAAGAAUGAGAGCGGCUCAGUUUUUAUGGAGAGCUCACCAGAGAUAGACGUGUUUUACUCGCUAUAAUUUCAGAAGUGGUCAUAGUUAACCCAGUGAAAAAACAGUGAAAUAGCUAUAAUUUAGCAAAGAAAAAAUAUAUAUUAAAAAACAAUAAUGGAUUCAAUAAAUCCUGACGAUUUUUCGAAGUCCCAGUUACAAAUCUGGUGCAAAAACCUAGGUUUACCAGAUACUGGCACUAAAAAUGUGCUAGCCGAACGUUUAAACCAACUUAGCCCUGUAGCGAGAGGGCAACAUUCAAAAGAUGGAGCUGCUCCUAACGGAGGCCUAAGUAAACGCGCGGAUCCCCCUGAAAAAGAUUGCUUGGAGCACCUAAAGAGCAUUUUGUAUUCAUCGGACGAUGGCGCCGGUCAGACGCAAAAUUUCGAGGCAGACUUGUUCCAAGGUCAACAGCAGCAAGAACUAACGGCAAACGAACAGAACGAAGCAGAAAAUGAUCAAAACGAUGCAGAAAGCGAGACGCAGACAGAAAACGAGAGCAUUACGAAUGAACCGCAAGAAAUAUCAAAAGCAACAAAUGAGAAGUCAAAUGAAAAGAGCAACAACGGAGAGCGCAACGCAACAAAUGAGAAGUCAAAUGAAAAGAGUAACAACGGAGAGCGCAAUGGAACAAAUGAGAAGUCGAAUGAAGAGAGCCAAAAAGAAGAAAACAUAGUAAAGUACACUUUGGAAAAAAAGCUGGAACUACUUUGCAAAAAAAUCGAACUGGUUCGUAGAGAGAACGAGUUUUUGCGCCUUGCUGGCAACCCUGAGUCUGGCCACUCAAGCAGCUGGCUGGCGACGAAGACAGGUGACCAGGUCUUGGCCAAAGAUGUGAAAGAUUUUGUACUCGAUUUUGACGGUAAUGGAAAUGUUUAUAGUUGGAUAUCUUCCGUGCUUCAUUUGGAAAGAUCAUUCAACUUGAACGAAAAUAAUUUACGUUUGCUUGUCUUCGGUAAACUAAAGGGCAAAGCUUUGGAUUGGAUACACUCAAACCCUGAGUGUUUGUGUCAACCUGUGAAAACCAUAUUCGAUGCCAUGGGAAAAGUCUUCGGAUCAAAGAAGACCAAUGUAAUAAUUCGAAGAGAGUUUGAGGCACGCAAGUGGUGCGUCGGCGAACCGUUCCUGAAUUACUUUAACGACAAAGUUGGCUUGGCUGGCGGCUUGCGUUUGCCGGAGGACGAGAUGGUCGAGUAUAUUGUUGACGGAAUACCAGACCGUCACUUGCGAGAGAUGGCUUGUAUGCAGCGUUUUGGGUCUAAAGAUGACGUGUUGGCAGCAUUUGUCAACAUAGUGCUGCAGCGGGAAAAACCUGUAUCUCUGCCAAAUGUUUCCGCAAAGAAGAAGCCCACAUUCAGGUGCUUCAACUGUAACUGCCUGGGUCACCUAGCAGCCGACUGUAACAAACCAAUAAGAGCAACUGGUGCUUGCUUUGGAUGUGGUGAAAUGGGUCACCGAGUGGCAGAUUGCAGUCAAAAUAAGAAGAAGCCCGCAGCAAUAUCAGAUGCCUCAUAGACUCGGGAAGCGCAGUUAGCUUAAU
Messenger RNA from Drosophila willistoni, 1751 nucleotides. RefSeq lists its product as uncharacterized. Gene Ontology annotation, molecular function: zinc ion binding; nucleic acid binding. Lineage: Eukaryota; Metazoa; Arthropoda; Insecta; Diptera; Drosophilidae. The coding region runs from base 329 to 1726 and encodes 465 amino acids. The transcript is spliced from 2 exons. The record is from RefSeq and is a predicted model, not a curated record.